Molecule: messenger RNA, 1844 nt
Organism: Anthonomus grandis grandis
Lineage: Eukaryota; Metazoa; Arthropoda; Insecta; Coleoptera; Curculionidae
Exons: 2
Coding region: 716-1696 (326 amino acids)
Source: RefSeq, a predicted model, not a curated record
UCUGUAUCUGUAUCUUUCUAUCAAAGAAAAACAUAAAAUUAUAGUCACUGCGAACUGUGAGUCCGCGCGCGAGCGUUCAAUUUAAAUAUUUUUAUGCGUUUUUUUUUUGUUAAACUUGUUGUGCAAUGAUGGCGUGCUCCUGGAGUCGAGAGGAGGCUCGUUUGCAAAAGCUCAUGCAAGAAUGUUUGGAAGAAGAUGAUGAGGAGCCAAAGAGUGAUUCUGACAACCAAGAAGAUGAUGGAGAAGAAGACAAUUUAGAAAGGCAAGAUUUGGAUAGUGAUACCGAACAAGAAACUUCGGAGACGGAAGCCACUGAUGAAGUCGCUAGGGGAAAUUACCCUGUGUUUAUUGGCAAAGAUGGAACUGAGUGGGCCAAACAUAUGACGAAAAGAAAUGUGAAAACCAGAGCGGAGAACUUGAUAAAGCAUCUUCCAGGGGUAAAAAGACCUGCGAAAGACCUAAAAAGAGAAAUUGACAUUUGGAAGCUUUUUUUUACAGACGAAGUACUGAAUUCGAUAGUCGAAAAUACAAACAGACAUAUUGCCAUGAGUAGAGGCAAUUACCAACGUGAAAGAGAUGCAAAAGACACGGAUAUAUUAGAAAUACAAGCAUUGUUGAAUUGCUUUAUUUAUCUAGGGUAUUGAAAUCUAAUCGACUUAAUAUUGAGGAAAUAUGGACACAAAAUGGUACUGGCGUCGAGCUUUUUCGACUAACGAUGUCCCAAUGUCGAUUUCGAUUUCUGCUAGAUCACUUACGUUUUGAUCAUUUGGCAACUAGAGACGAACGAAAACAGACUGACAAGCUAGCCGCCAUCCGGACAGUGUUUGAUACAGUUGUUGGUAACUUUGAUUCAGCCUAUACACCUUUUGAAUGGGGGCUAAAAAUAUUUGCUAUGGUAGACGCCAAGACUUUCUACACCUGCAACAUGGAGGUUUACGUAGGAAAGCAGCCUGAGGGUCCAUUCCAAGCGAGUAAUUCUCCCACUGCAGUGGUGCAGAGAUUGUGGCAAUCAAUAAAAGGUAAUAUUACAGUUGACAACUGGUUUACCAGUAUGGAGCUACUCAAUUCCCUUCAGUCCGAUUUCAAGCUAACUUUAUCAGGUACUGUUAGAAAAAACAAAAGGGAAUUGCCACCUGAAUUUUCGAAUCCUUUGGGUCGUCCACUUUUAUCGUCCAUGUUCGCCUUUCGUCAUAACUGUACCUUAGUACCAUAUACACCAAAAAAGAAAAAAAACGUGCUGCUUUUAUCAAGUAUGCAUUUUGACGAUAAAAUAGAUGCUUCUACGGGAAAACCAGAUAUGAUAUUGGACUACAACUUAUCUAAAGGAGGUGUUGUUGACUGUGUGGACAAGCUAUGUGCGUCUUAUAACUGUGCACGUAAUACAAGAAGAUGGCCCUUGGUUGUGUUCUAUUCGUUACUCAAUAUAUCGGGAAUAAACUCUUUUGUUGUUCAUUCAAUGAAUAAUAAUGAAAGUAUACGACGAAGAAAGUUUUUGCGAUCUUUGUCAUUUCAAUUAGUGGAGGGCUAUAUUCGCCGUCGAAUGACGCAAACUAUUCCUAAGGCUACGCAGUUGAGAAUAAAAGAACUUUUCGGACUGGAAACACCUACACCUGAGCCCCUACCAGCAGGACAACGUGGACGUUGCUCAUACUGCGAUAGAAAAAAAAAUAGACCUUCUCGUUUUUUUUUGUGUUGAAUGCCACAAAUGUGUUUGUUUAGAGCAUUCACUUAUUAUUUGUCAUGAAUGCCGCUCAGAAUGAAACACAUUUUUAUUUUUAAAUUCUAGAAAGUUUUUAUGUGUUGUUAAAUGUUUAUUUUAAUUUUUUUGUAGCAAUAAGUUUUGU